UGAUGCAAGCAAGGUCAAUAGAAGAUAGGGGACCUGCGAGAAACUUUGUGAUCCAGUGCACGAAGAUUUUCGCUCACGACAAGCUUCCUUCACCUCGACACCACUCUGCGCAAGCACAACCCCUCCGAAACCGAUCGCAGCACUGAAAAGGAAGCCACGAUGGUGCGCGUCAAGUUCCGCUACCUUGUGGUCAAUUUCCUCUAUCCUGAGCCUUCCUCGAAGUCGCGCACUGAUCUCCCCGACCUCGUGCAGAUCCACUCUCCCACACCAGAUGCUUUCAACGCUGGCGCAUUGGUGCGUCUGAUACGCGACGCAGUGGAAGACCUGUAUGGUGACUACGGCAGUGGCAUGGUCUCGAGUAGUUUGAAAGUCAAUUACUACUCACCCUCCACCUCUACAGCGAUAAUUCGUUGCCCGCGCGACCACUACGAGAUGGUGUGGGCGGCCCUCACAUACGUCACCAGACUCCCGAAGGUCGAUGUCCCAGUCGUGUGCAGGGUUCUUAGAGUCAGCGGCACAAUAAGGAAAGCAGAAGAGGAGGUCAUUCGUAGAAGUCAGAACAUUGUCAAGAGAGCAAAAGCUUGGGAGGGCAGAGGAGCCGACCCCAUGCUCAGCAGUGUUGAGAAGAAUGUGGAGAAAGAGAGGAAGCGGGAGGAUGUGCUGGCGGCGGUUGACCAGGGCGAAGAGAGCGAGGAGAUGAGCGAGUGA
Macroventuria anomochaeta is the source of this 708-nucleotide messenger RNA. RefSeq lists its product as uncharacterized. Bases 160 to 708 code for a protein of 182 amino acids. The record is from RefSeq and is a predicted model, not a curated record. Gene Ontology annotation, biological process: tRNA 5'-leader removal. NCBI's taxonomy places the organism in Eukaryota, Fungi, Ascomycota, Dothideomycetes, Pleosporales, Didymellaceae. Gene Ontology annotation, cellular component: ribonuclease P complex. The transcript has 2 exons.